AUCAAAUCAAAUUACAGAGAAAACCCCAGAGAGUAGUGAGUCCAGUUCAGACGGCGCGAAACCGAGUCGGAAAUGUCGAAAUCGUCCUCUUCCCUCUUCGACCUUCUCCUCCAGUUAUCGGAGCCGAUUGCCGAAUCUCUGAGCAAAACGCCGUACACGCCGUCACAGACCGCCAACGUCUCCGUGAAAGCCUUACUGGAACCCCUCCUUCCUCGAAACCCUAAUCCUAACAUCGGCCUCCGCGCCUCAAUCCGAGACUUCACUCUCGCCUGUGCUCUACUCUCCUCCUCCCAAUCCUCAACCCACGAGCUUCUCUCGUGGAUCCCGGAACACCUCGCGGCCGCUGCUGACCGGGCGGUUCUGGAAUUCUCGAAAGCUUAUUCCGAUUACGGCGAGAAAGCUGGUGAUGGUUUGGUGGCGGAGUUGAUGCCUGAGGUGAUGCCGUUACUGAAGGAGAGGAUCAAGGAGAGCUCGAUUGAUAAAUCGGCGGACGGGGAUGAGGUCUCGGCGGCGUCGGCAAGAGUGCCGGUUGGGUUUGCCAUUGUGGCUGCUUAUCAGUUUAGGUGGUUUGUUACACAGAUUGAUUAUUCGGAUUUUGGAAAGUUGUGUGCUUUGGCUGUUCCUUGCGCUUUGACUGCUCUGGAUCACUGGUCGCCGGAGAUUAAAGGGCAAGGCAUGAUAAGCUUUAUACAUAUCGCCAAAAGUGUAGAUGCUGCUGAACUAACUUGGUGUCAAGAUGCAAUUCUUGAUGCAUGCUGCCAGAAUAUUGCUUCUAGUGACGAGAUAUGGCAUCUUGUGGUGGAGAUGUCAGUACUUGUGGUGACUUGUACCCAGCAGAGUAAUCCUCGUAGUGCAUGGUUUGAUAAAAUUCUAAAUGAGAUGUUAACUCACUUGGAGCGCCAGCCUAGGAACAAGGAGCGCCGUAUUGCAUGGCUUCGUUAUGUAGAGCCGCUUUUUAAUGGUGUUGGUCUGGUGUUACUAGCUCAUUUCAGGCGCAUUUUCCCUCUUUUCUUUAAGUGGAUGCAUGCUGAUGACGAUGAGACUGUUUUACUGGUUCUCAAACAGAUUGAAACAGUUAUAAAGCUAACAUGGAUUAGGAAUACACCAUAUGUGGAAAGGUUGGUGGAUGAACUUGCUACUUUGCACAAAGAAGCAGCAAUGAAAAGAUCUCGUGAAGAAAUUAGAAAUCUUGUUAUUCGUAUACUGAUCCUGCUCCAUCAAUGCAAGGGUCUGCAGUUCGAAGCAGCCUGGGGCAAGCACAGGGAUGAUCCAAACUUGGCAACAAUUGCUCCCUCUUUAAGUGAAAGAAGAUCAACAAUGGCUUUCCAAUGAUGACUGCUAUUUAGUCUUUUGUACAGAACGAGAGGACGUGCAGAUAUUAGUGAUGGGUGGGCGAUAUUCGAAUUUACUGAUGAUAGUUUAUAACAUCCAUUAAUUCCGAGAAUGUACGUUUUGGAUGAGUUUAGACUUUAAAGUAUGGCUAACAUAGUUACCUUGAGAGCUUACGCUCUUUGUUCACUCCCCCUUAUGUCCAUUUACUGGAGAAUGGAUCAUCUUCACUGUUCACAUAAGAGAACUCUUUUAGUCUUUGCA
Molecule: messenger RNA, 1593 nt
Organism: Rosa chinensis
Lineage: Eukaryota; Viridiplantae; Streptophyta; Magnoliopsida; Rosales; Rosaceae
Exons: 9
Coding region: 73-1332 (419 amino acids)
Source: RefSeq, a predicted model, not a curated record